This is a messenger RNA of Monopterus albus (swamp eel), 7416 nucleotides long. It is a transcript of the gene gbf1, whose product is annotated as golgi brefeldin A resistant guanine nucleotide exchange factor 1. Gene Ontology annotation, biological process: regulation of ARF protein signal transduction. Gene Ontology annotation, molecular function: guanyl-nucleotide exchange factor activity. Bases 478 to 6141 code for a protein of 1887 amino acids. The transcript is spliced from 41 exons. Lineage: Eukaryota; Metazoa; Chordata; Actinopteri; Synbranchiformes; Synbranchidae. The record is from RefSeq and is a predicted model, not a curated record.
UUCUGUGUAACUCAAGGGAUAUUUGGUUUCUUUUUAAUCGCUUGCAUUCUAUAUGCUUACAGAAAUAGACAAAGGCCGAAUGUAGCCUAAAUAUACAUUUUUGUGAUACUAAUGUGUAUUUUAAAGCUCCACAAGUAACCACUUUAGUAGGCUGUCAAUCAAAACUCUGCCGUCGUAUUAGGUUGAGACUCUAGAGCUUUUCCACGUCAGUGUGUUUACCAGGAUCAGAUUGACAAAUGCAGGAAGGUGUUCUGUAUAUUCACUUAUGGGGCAUUCUUGACGAGUGACCGAUUUGGAAAAAAUACGAUAUCAAACAGUGGAAUGUUGAGAAUUUGUAGUUCGUUUAUUUAUAGUAGUGAACGGAACUUUGGUCUUCUUCAUUCACUGUUGACCGGCUAUCUUGCUAGCUUGCCGUGCUAGGCUAGCGUUAGCUGAGGACUCCAUCUUUGAAACAGAAGUCAAACACAGAAAAACAGCAUGGUGGACAAGAAUAUCUAUAUCAUUCAGGGUGAAAUUAGCACGGUUGUUGGAGCUAUCAAGAGGAACUCCAGAUGGAAUACCCACACGCCACUGGACGAAGAACAGGAUCCAUUACUCAACAGCUUUGGCCACCUCAAGGAAGUACUCAACAGCAUAAAAGAGCUGUCGGAUGUUGAACCCAAUGUUUUCCUGAGGCCCUUUCUGGAAGUGGUCCGCUCUGAGGACACCACUGGACCAAUCACAGGCCUUGCCCUUACCUCUGUCAACAAGUUCCUUUCCUAUGGCCUUAUAGAUGCUAACCAUGAAGCAGCAGCAGAGGCCAUUGAGAACAUGGCAGAUGCCGUUACACACGCUAGAUUUGUUGGAACAGACCCUGCCAGUGAUGAAGUUGUCCUUAUGAAGAUUCUACAGGUCCUAAGAACUCUGCUGCUUACGCCAGUUGGAGCCCAUUUAACCAAUGAGUCUGUUUGUGAGAUCAUGCAGUCCUGCUUCAGAAUUUGCUUCGAGAUGCGCCUAAGUGAGCUCCUCAGGAAAUCGGCUGAACAUACACUGGUUGACAUGGUGCAGCUACUGUUCUCCAGGCUAUGCCAGUUCAAAGAGGAGGCCAAGAGUUAUGUGGGUGCCAACAUGAAGAAGGCUUACAAUAUAUUGUGGAAAAACAAACGCGUGCAGUUGAAAAUGCGUGCCGGUGGAAUGAGUGACUCCUCCAAAUGGAAGAAGCAGAAACGUUCUCCAAGGCCAUCUCGACAUAUGGUACGAAGUCCCUCCUGUCAGAUGGAUCCAACCCAGUCCAGCACACUCAGCAACAACAACCUUUCUGGUGGUGUUCCAUUCAUUGAGCAAGGCUUGUCCACCUCAAGCCUACCAGCCUCAGACAGUGCUGGCUCAUCCAUUCCCAGCCCUACAAUGACAGACAGUGGCCUGGACACCUGUUCCAAAGCCACCUCCAGGGAAGACCUUUCUGACCUAGAGCAGUAUAGCUCAUCUGCAGCCACACUCCCUGGCACUGGGCCUGGUUCUCCAGAUGCACAAUUUGAUGGCGGACAGGUUGAUCCAGCUCAGUCGGCUUCAGUGGAGUCUAUCCCUGAGGUUCUGGAAGACAAAGACUCCAUUACUGAACAGUCAGACAGCAGCUCUGUCCCUGACAAAGACUACGUUAACACUCAAGGAGUUCGUUUCACACAGUCCAUGCAAAGAGACGGAGCAUCCCUUAUCCCGUAUGGCCUGCCAUGUUUAAGGGAGCUUUUUCGUUUCCUGAUCUCACUGACCAACCCCCAUGACCGCCACAACACUGAUGCCAUGAUGCACAUGGGCCUGCAGCUCCUAACUGUAGCGCUUGAGUCAGCACACAUUGCAAACUACCAGUCUUUACUAGGACUGGUCAAAGAUGAGCUCUGCAGACAUCUCUUCCAGUUGCUGAGUAUGGACCGUAUGAACCUGUAUGCUUCCUCAAUACGUGUUUGCUUCCUGCUUUUUGAAAGCAUGAGAGGACAUCUAAAGUUUCAGCUUGAGAUGUACCUAAAGAAACUGAUGGACAUAAUCACAUCAGAGAACAUUAAGAUGCCUUAUGAGAUGAAGGAGAUUGCGCUUGAAGCUCUGGUUCAGCUGUGGAGGAUCCCCAGCUUUGUCACUGAGCUGUACAUCAACUAUGACUGUGACUUCUACUGCUCCAACCUGUUCGAAGACCUCACCAAGCUGCUUUCCAAGAAUGCGUUCCCAGUGUCAGGGCUCUACACCACUCACCUCUUGUCACUGGAGGCUCUCCUCACAGUGAUUGACAGCAUUGAAGCACACUGCCAGGCCAAGGUGCUCAACAGCACUACUCAACAAGACCAGUCAGAGGCACUGCUAGCAGAGGGAGAAGGUCCAAGCAAAAACGGAGCAGACACUCAAACAGGAUGUGUUUUCCUUUUGUCUUCAGAUCUUAAUAGAACUAGCAGUAGCAAUGGUCUGAGUCUUCCACAAGCUGAGAGUGCACCAGCAUGUCCACCAACCAGUGGACAUCUAAUGGCAGAGCAGAUGAAACUGGGUAGACAUGAUCAAGGAGACAAUGAUGCUGCUGAGAAGGGAGCUCCAAAAAAGCCUGAGCGUUUCUUGUCAUGGUUACCCGAUUGCCAAGAGUUGAUGGAAAUUAGAACAAAGAAAAAGCUGCUGAUCACAGGCACAGAGCAGUUUAAUCAGAAGCCCAAGAAGGGAAUCCAGUUCCUGCAGGAGACAGGUCUCCUCAGUAACCCCAUAGACAACAGCCAGGUGGCCCAGUGGCUCAGAGAAAACCCACGACUGGACAAAAAGAUGAUCGGAGAAUACGUCAGUGAUCGCAAAAACAUGGAGCUCUUGGACAGCUUUGUGAACACUUUCACCUUCCGGGGGCUUCGUAUUGAUGAGGCCCUGCGGCUUUACCUGGAAGCCUUUAGACUGCCUGGAGAGGCUCCCAUCAUCCAGAGACUACUGGAAACCUUCACAGACAACUGGCAUAAAGUGAACGGAUCUCCUUUUAUGACCAAUGAUGCGGGCUUUGCCUUGGCCUAUGCCGUCAUAAUGCUGAACACUGACCAGCAUAACCACAAUGUCCGCAAACAGAACAUCCCCAUGACUGUAGAGCAAUUCAAGAAAAAUCUGAAGGGAGUAAAUGGAAACCAAGACUUUGACCAGGCCAUGUUGGAGGAUAUCUACAAUGCUAUCAAGAGUGAGGAGAUUGUGAUGCCAGAUGAACAAACAGGUUUAGUGAAGGAGAACUACGUAUGGAGUGUUUUGCUGCAUCGUGGUGCCACACCUGAGGGUGUUUUCCUCCACCUGCCACCUGGCAGCUAUGACCAUGACUUGUUCACCAUGACCUGGGGUCCCACAAUUGCUGCCCUCUGCUAUGUUUUUGACAAGAGCCUGGAUGAGAACAUCAUCCAGAAGGCCAUCACUGGCUUCAGGAAAUGUGCAAUGAUCGCAGCUCACUAUGGCUUCAGUGAUGUUUUUGACAAUUUGAUCAUCUCCCUCUGCAAGUUCACCACUCUGAGCAGUGAGUCUGUGGAAAACCUUCCUACAGUGUUUGGCAGCAAUAGUAAGGCACAGACAGCAGCCAAGACAGUGUUUGACCUUGCUCAUCGGCACGGCAACAUCCUGAGGGAGGGCUGGAAGAACAUCAUGGAAUCCAUGCUGCAGCUGUUCAGAGCUGAACUCCUGCCCAAAUCCAUGGUCGAGGUGGAGGAUUUUGUGGAGCCGAAUGGGAAAAUUUCUCUUCAAAGAGAGGAAAUGCCUUCAAAUCGUGGUGAGUCAGCAGUGCUGAGUUUUGUCAACUGGCUGACAUUGAGUGGAGCUGAGCAGUCAGGACUCAGAGGCCCAUCAACAGAAAACCAGGAGGCCAAGCAGGCUGCUAUUCUCUGCAUAAAGCAAUGUGACCCAGAAAAGCUGAUCACAGAGAGUAAAUUCCUUCAGCUGGAGUCUCUGCAGGAGCUAAUGAAGGCUCUGAUAUUAGUGACCCCAGAUGAAGAGACUUAUGAUGAAGAGGAUGCUGCCUUUUGUUUGGAGAUGUUGCUGCGUAUUGUUCUGCAGAACCGAGACCGCGUGGCCUGUGUGUGGCAGACAGUCCGUGAUCACCUCUGCCACCUUUGCGUCCAUGCCAAUGAGAGCUGCUUCCUGGUGGAGAGGGCUGUUGUGGGACUCCUUCGACUUGCAAUUCGCCUGCUACGACGAGAAGACAUUAGCUCUCAGGUUCUCCUCUCCCUGCGUCUCCUGCUGAUGAUGAAACCUCAUGUCCUGUCCCGGGUCAGCAGGGAGGUGGCCUAUGGACUUCAUGAGCUGCUGAGGACUAAUGCAGCUAAUAUCCACAGUACAGAUGACUGGUACACACUCUUCUCCCUGCUGGAGUGCAUUGGGGCUGGAGUGAAACCCCCCGCCUCCUUCCAGUUCACCUCUACCACUGCUGACAAUGACACAGGUGCCCAGUCAGACAGUGAGCUGUCUUCUCACCAUCCCAGUGAAGUGAGUUUAGAGCGUGGCUACACAUCUGACUCCGAGGUUUACACUGAGCACAGCAAGACCAGGAUCCCUCGUUCUGAUGUAGAUAUAGCAAUCAGUGGAUGGCUUGUGGUUGGGAAAGAUGACCUGGAGAUGAGUAAGGCCCCUCCAGUAAGCUCUAAAGCUCAGCUGAAUCACCCACUGGUCAACCAGUACAGUUUGACACUGGGUCAGGAUCUGGGCCAGCAUGACACAAAAUCUCUAAUCAAGUGUGUGGAAACCCUCUCUUUCAUUGUCCGUGACGCUGCCCAUGUCACCCCUGACAACUUUGAGCUGUGUGUCAGAGCUAUACGAGUGUUUGUCGAGGCCAGCCUCAAUGGAGGAUACCGCAAUCACGACAAGAAGAAGAGCCACAAGUAUGACUCCUCCAAGUCGCGGAUGAGGAAGAAGGCUGGAGGGAGGGAAAAGGAGGGUGGAGCUGGCACAAGGCGAGGUGGCAGCCGUGCAUCCAGCCAGCGUCCAUCACGUUCCCACAGUGAUGACGAGGAGGAUGAGGGUGUCCCAGCCAGCUACCACACGGUGUCUUUACAGGUUAGUCAGGACCUGUUAGACCUCAUGCACACCCUGCACACCCGGGCGGCCAGCAUCUACAGCUCCUGGGCAGAGGAGCAGCAGCAUCUGGAGGCUGCAGGCAGGAAAAUUGAGGCAGACUCCCAGACUCUGUGGACCAGCUGCUGGUGUCCGCUGCUGCAAGGCAUUGCUUGGCUGUGCUGUGAUGCCAGGAGACAGGUUCGUAUGCAGGCCCUCACCUACCUACAGAGGGCGCUGCUUGUCCACGAUCUACAGACACUUGAUGCAACUGAGUGGGAGUCCUGCUUCAAUAAGGUGCUUUUCCCCCUGUUGACUAAGCUACUUGACAACAUCAGUCCGGCAGAUGUGGGUGGUAUGGAGGAGACCAGAAUGAGAGGCUGCACACUCCUGUCAAAGGUUUUCCUGCAGCACCUGUCCCCUCUGCUCUCCCUGCCUACCUUUGCUGCCCUCUGGCUCACCAUUUUGGAUUUCAUGGACAAAUACAUGCAUGCAGGAUCCAGUGACUUACUGUUGGAGGCAAUUCCUGAGUCUCUGAAGAACAUGCUGCUGGUGAUGGACACAGCAGGGAUCUUCCACAGUACGGACUCCAGGACAGGAUACUCAGACCUGUGGGAAAUAACCUGGGAACGAAUAGUCUGCUUCCUGCCUCACCUAAAGGAGGAGCUCUUCAAACAGACUGUCAUACCAGAUCCGGUGUCCAGUUCUCUAGCAGAGACUGUGCAGCCCACACCCCCCGCAGGCCGGCCUUCAUCCCCUCAGGUGUCUUCACCACCUGCCCAGCCGCCCUCCCCGAUCCCAGUAACCCCUGCAGAGGCACAGAUCCCCAUCAGGCCAGCAUCACCCCAGGAGUUUCAACCAACCAGUGCCACUGGAUCAGGCCAAUCAUCUCCUGUCCCGCCCUCGACUCCACCUAUGCCAGUGCCGUUAACAUCCACUGCGCAGGCUCCCUCACCCAUGAGCCAGUCCCCUCUCAUCCUGCAGCCCCUCGCCUCUCCCCUGCAGGUAGGAGUCCCACCAAUGUCCCUACCAAUCAUCUUGAACCCUGCCCUCAUCGAGGCCACAUCCCCUGUACCACUGCUUCCUGGUCCCAGACCUACGAGCCCCUCUGAUGAGGUCCAGUAAGCUACCCCACAGCCCCAUUGCCUGGUCUUUAUGAACUGGACUGAACAGACUUCAGUUCCCUCUUCAAAAGCUGUUUGUCACCAGUUUAUUAAAAUGUUGAAAUAUGUGCGAGAAGACUAACUACUGGUGGGUCGACACCUCAUAUAUGCCAUAUGUUGGUUAAAAAGGGUUAGGUGAGGGGUAAGAUUAGACUUCAACAUCUGACACUGUUAAAAUACCAUUAGUUGCUGGUGUACCAUGCAUCUUUGUGCCAUUCUUGUGCUAUAAAUUUUCUAAUUACUGUGGAUAAAUGACUAAAUGUGAUAUGUCCAGAUAUUCAGGAACUGAAAAUUAAGGAAGACAUUCCUUCUUUGAAGAACAGUCCCAGUAAAAGAGUGACGGGUGUCAGUGGGGCUUCACCAGAACAAGCAGGGCUGGCGUUACCACUGAGACCAGAGCUUUCUAUUUCUGGUCAGAACAUCCUGGGGAGAGUUUGUGUUUUAUUACGCACAGGGGGCAUUUUACAGGCUGAUUCUAGUGUUUAUAAACCAAACACAAUCACAUAACAAUACAAAAGAUUCAGUAUUUCCCUGCCAGGAGGUAGUAGGAUACACAAGGGUAAGAAUUAAAAUAUGUACUAACACCUGCCGUGGGGGUCUGGUCUCAUGACCUCAGGAUCAUGGCCCUGGCUGCGGCACUUUUUCCUAAACUUAACUCCUAAAUAGCCUUGAUAAAAGGGUUAUAUGUGAGGGUAGAAUUAAUGCUGACAUCACUAUCAGGUGAAUGGGAUUUGGACGAUCAGUCUCCAAACACAUGAUGUUGUUUCAGGAACCAGACGUUUUUUCUAGGAAGAGAAACGAGUGUAGGAGACACUUCUCACCUGAAGGCAGCAGCAUGUUUUUUCCUUUCAGAGGACCCCCCCCUUAGAUCUGACCUUGAUAAGACCAUGAUGACCUCACGGCUUCACUCCUAUGCCUGUGCUACAUGGCCACCUAUAGGUUUGAGGCAGGGACAGGUUGGAUUUUAACUACUGCAUGUUGUCGAUUAUGUUCCAGAGCUUUAAUUUCAGUCGGAUAAAGUUGGUAUUUCACCCGCUAUUAUCGCCAGUGUCUGAAGACUGUUCAGAUAAACAACUUUUUUUUUUUACAGAAUGUCACUUAGUUUUGCAUCAGAGGCCAAAUUUGGCUCUGUUUUGCUGUUACUGGCCAAAGACGGACACUGGCCUGUGAUAUUUAUUCCGACCCAUUUUAUUUCAAUUCAACGUGAGGUUUUUGUCCUACCAACAAAAAAAAAAAA